Molecule: messenger RNA, 664 nt
Organism: Teleopsis dalmanni
Lineage: Eukaryota; Metazoa; Arthropoda; Insecta; Diptera; Diopsidae
Product: peptidoglycan-recognition protein SC2-like
Exons: 2
Coding region: 45-605 (186 amino acids)
Biological process (GO): innate immune response; peptidoglycan catabolic process
Molecular function (GO): zinc ion binding; peptidoglycan binding; N-acetylmuramoyl-L-alanine amidase activity
Source: RefSeq, a predicted model, not a curated record
AUGAAAAGAAAUCAAACUGUUCAACGGUUCUAAAAAAAGAAACAAUGGUGUCUUACAAAACUCUAGUGGGUCUCUUGGCUGUGCUCUUCUGUGCACAAGCCGUUUGUGGUAUUACCAUCAUUUCUAAAUCGGAAUGGGGUGGCAGAGCUGCAACUAGCAAAUCCAACUUAGCAAAUGGUUUGGCCUAUGCUGUUAUCCAUCACACCGCUGACGUCUACUGCACUACCAAGUCUGCUUGCAUCACCAACUUGAAAUCUAUGCAAAACUACCACAUGAACACUUUGGGUUGGGCUGAUAUUGGCUAUAACUUCUUGAUCGGUGGUGAUGGCAACAUUUAUGAAGGUCGUGGUUGGAAUGUACUUGGUGCUCAUGCCACUAACUGGAACUCAAAGAGUAUUGGGAUCUCAUUCAUGGGCAACUACAACAAUAACAAACCAACUGCUGCUCAAAUUUCUGCCGCUAAGAGCUUGUUGUCUUAUGCCGUUUCUAAGGGCCAAAUUUCAUCUAGCUACAUUUUGUACGGUCAUCGUCAAGUCGGUUCUACUGAAUGUCCUGGUACUAACUUGUACAAUGAAAUCAAAACUUGGGCCAACUGGAGAGCCUAAGUUUAGUUUGAAAUUACUUUCAUUGAGAAUUUUAAAUAAAAGUAUAGUUUUCUAAUAUA